AUGAACCUGAAAUUAUGGACUCUUUUUUUCAGUAAAAAGAGUAGGGUCACGAUACUUUUGUUAUGUUUGGUCACGCUUAUUUUCACCUCCGUAAUUUGGAUGAGAGCAGCAGAUGAAAACCACUUUUUAGUUACCUCGUACUACCCUUUCCUGCCUAAUGGCAACUGUGUGCAGAGAAAGGAAGAUUUACUUCAUGCAAGCAUCAAGAAUCUAGGGCCAGCAGGCAAACGGGACAAGGGACCGCUCGAUCUGAGAAUAUCAUCGCAAAACUUUACAUCUACUAAUUUCACUGGUUUCGUUUCAAAUUUGUCUAUCGAAAAGCUUAAGGCCAAGAAGGACCUCCAGAGGGAAAAACUGAAACACUCCAAUAUUGGCGGGAAUAUCGCCAACUCAUAUGACCAGCAGGUGUCGUGUCAGGACCUAUCGUACACUGCGCCACUUGAGCACCUGCAGAAUACCAAGAUUUUAGAGGACGAUUUAUUAUCGGUAAGAAGACACUUGAUACGGAAGAGUAACAAGUUGAGCUCAGAUGUCCAGGACAAAUCCAGAGAUGAAGCGCGAAAAGAAGAAGAUAUUGUUGAGGAAGACUGGUUUAGAUUCGGUGGAUCGGCGGUCUGGUUAGAAACCGAACAGUGUUACUUGGUGUUCACGCGGAUCGUGUACUCCAGAAAGAAACGGAAGAAUCAUCCGCAUGUGUCCCUUAUUAGAGCUCAGGCGUUUGACAAGAACUGGAAAGAAAUAGUAUCAAAGUCUAUACCGUAUUUGGAUACAAUACAGCCCAAAAACUUGGCCUCUGAGUUAACGAAAGUAGACAAAGAACUAAAUUUUGAAAGUUGUGAACUCUAUGGCGUGAACUCACCUGAUUAUGAUAGAUGUAUCGUCCAGCAAGCAAGAAACAAACUGAAAAUGGAAAAUGCAAAGGAAAAUAUUCUAUCAAGAUACUUUAUCACAUACCCAACGGUGUUAGAAAUUCCAUUCACCCCUGGAGCUGACUAUCGAGGCCCAGAGGAUCCUCAUGUAAUUUUAAGAACUACUGAUAACAGUGAAGAGCCUGUGAUCGUGUUCAAUAUGGAUGAACCAGGGAUGGGUGGCAGGAAAAUAUAUAGUUUCAUGCCACACCGGAGAGUUGAUCCAUUGUUGCAGUUCAGUCUAUCUGAACAUCACUUGAAAUCAGUUGAGAAAAACUGGACACCAUUUUUCCAUCCCUACUCCCCGGCUCAAAGUACGCUAUCAAGAGGAUUCAUUUAUUUUAUCUAUGCGUUCAGCCCUCUUGAAAUUCUGAAAUGUUCUCUGAAUGACGGUACAUGUGCUGUGGUAUUUGAUGGGGAAACUGUUGAGCUUGACAGUUCAGCAAGUUUUAAAGGAAUGAGAGGGGGUACGCAGUUUAUUCCACUGCCAUCGUCUCUCCCGGCAGUUAAAGGGAAAAAUAUCUGGAUCGGGUUUCCCAAGCUACAUAUCACUGACUGUGGGUGUGCACACCGGUUUUAUAGACCGAUGCUUGACGUUUUAAUUGAGUCCAACGGUGUUUACCAUCAAGAACUGAUUGUGCCUUCCCUGGAUUUCGGAAUUGAGGUUCUAUCGUGGGACUUAGUUAGUACGGAUUGUGGUACAGACACAAAUAUCCUAAGUCCCAACUCGGUAGCCUAUUGGGAUGUUGUUGGUCAGGAUGACGUUACAAAGAAAUUCGAGGAUUAUAUGGUUCUUUCUGUAAGUGAAGCAGAUACUCUCACAAGGAUCAUUACUGUGCGGGGUAUCCUAAACUACAUAUUGGGUAUUUAUAGGGAUAAAGAGAUGGAAGACACAUUUUCUGUGAGCAGUAACUCACGGGACAUCAUCAAAAAGACGCUGACAUGUGUUGUCCAUGAUGCAAAGGAACAGUGUAAAAUCUAUGGCCAAUUCCACAAGGGCUUGGAGAAAAAGGAGUAG
Messenger RNA from Maudiozyma saulgeensis, 1926 nucleotides. Lineage: Eukaryota; Fungi; Ascomycota; Saccharomycetes; Saccharomycetales; Saccharomycetaceae. The record is from the annotation of a GenBank genome assembly.